Molecule: messenger RNA, 2755 nt
Organism: Carassius carassius (crucian carp)
Lineage: Eukaryota; Metazoa; Chordata; Actinopteri; Cypriniformes; Cyprinidae
Product: calcium/calmodulin-dependent protein kinase type II subunit beta-like
Exons: 24
Coding region: 289-2139 (616 amino acids)
Biological process (GO): protein phosphorylation
Cellular component (GO): cytoplasm; neuron projection
Molecular function (GO): ATP binding; calmodulin binding; calcium/calmodulin-dependent protein kinase activity
Source: RefSeq, a predicted model, not a curated record
GCAGGUGUAACCAACAUUAACAGAAGCUCCACGGCGCCCUCCAGCGGUGACUCAGCGUGCGUCUCUCGCGCAGCGGAAAACAAGUGCACUGCAGGCAGCUGAACGGCGCAUUCGGUGAGAGGUCGGUAAAGCAGUCGUGUCAGCUCGUCGGCAAACCUCUCCCUCACUUUAAUCUGGACCCACUUUUAAGUUUUGUCCUAAAAAAUCCCGCAAGUCGAAGGCACAUCAGAAUAAUCGUGGUGCUGGACACACAGCUCGGAUAUUGCCGCGAACGCUGAAGGCUGAAAAAUGGCAACGACAACUUGCACGCGCUUCACCGACGAGUACCAGCUGUAUGAAGAACUUGGAAAGGGGGCCUUCUCCGUUGUGAGACGUUGUGUCAAGCUGUGCACGGGCCAAGAGUAUGCUGCCAAAAUCAUCAACACCAAAAAGCUCUCGGCAAGAGAUCACCAGAAGCUGGAACGGGAAGCCCGUAUCUGCCGUCUGCUCAAACAUCCCAAUAUUGUGCGGCUCCAUGACAGUAUAUCAGAGGAAGGCUUCCAUUACCUCUUAUUUGACCUUGUGACGGGUGGAGAGCUGUUUGAAGACAUCGUAGCCAGAGAAUAUUACAGUGAAGCUGAUGCCAGUCACUGCAUCCAGCAGAUCCUGGAGGCGGUGCUUCAUUGCCAUCAAAUGGGCGUGGUGCACCGAGAUCUCAAGCCAGAGAACCUGCUCUUGGCCAGUAAAUGCAAGAACGCUGCCGUCAAGUUGGCCGACUUUGGCCUGGCCAUUGAAGUGCAGGGAGACCAGCAGGCCUGGUUUGGGUUUGCUGGGACGCCAGGUUACCUCUCCCCAGAAGUGCUACGAAAGGAGGCUUAUGGGAAACCUGUGGACAUUUGGGCAUGUGGAGUCAUCCUGUAUAUUCUGCUGGUGGGAUAUCCUCCGUUUUGGGAUGAAGACCAACACAAACUCUACCAGCAGAUCAAAGCCGGGGCUUAUGACUUCCCUUCGCCAGAGUGGGACACAGUCACCCCUGAGGCCAAAAACCUCAUCAAUCAGAUGCUGACCAUCAAUCCAGCCAAGAGAAUCACGGCCCAGGAGGCUCUGAAACACCCGUGGGUCUGCCAACGCUCCACUGUGGCGUCCAUGAUGCACAGACAGGAAACAGUCGAGUGCCUGAAGAAGUUCAACGCAAGAAGGAAACUCAAGGGUGCGAUAUUGACCACCAUGCUGGUGUCGCGCAAUUUCUCUGUGGGCAGGCAGACCACGGCACCCGCCAGCGUCUCUGCAGCCGGUACCACCACCAGUCUGGUGGAACAAGCAGCCAAGAGCCUGCUCAACAGGAAGGCCGAUGUUAAGAAACGGAAAUCCAGCUCCACCGUUCAGUACAUGCCACAGUCAAACAGUGUGAAAAACAGCAUAGUCACCAGUCCCAAAGGAAACGUCCCUUCUCCUGCUCUGGAGCCUCAGACCACUGUUAUCCAUAACCCAGUGGAUGGGAUCAAGGAAUCUUCAGACAGCAGCAACACCACCAUUGAAGAUGAAGACAUCAAAGGGAAAAGCCUAAAUAGCAGUUCAGUUAAAGCCCCCUCUGAAGUCAGCCAGUCACCUCCGGGCUCCGUCCCUGCCAUCUUCUCCACCAAGCUGACCGACAUCCUGGGCUGCGCCCGUAAGGGCUCGGGACCCCCGGCAGUGCCUGAUAGUGAAGCAUCUGCCCACUCCACACAAUCCCCUCCACAGACCCCCAUCAUGCAGACACGCAAACAGGAAAUCAUUAAGAUCACGGAGCAGCUGAUAGAAGCCAUCAAUAAUGGGGACUUUGACGCCUAUGCGAAAAUCUGUGACCCUGGACUGACAUCCUUUGAACCCGAGGCUUUGGGGAACCUGGUUGAAGGAAUGGACUUCCAUAGAUUCUACUUUGAGAACUUGCUUUCUAAGAACAGCAAGCCCAUCCACACCACCAUCCUGAACCCUCACGUGCACCUGAUCGGAGAAGACGCUGCCUGCAUCGCCUACAUCCGCCUCACUCAGUUUGUGGAUGGGCAGGGCCUGCCACGCAGCAGCCAGUCGGAGGAGACCCGCGUGUGGCACCGUCGGGACUCCAAAUGGCAGAACGUUCAUUUCCACUGCUCCGGUGCACCGGCUGCCCCUCUCCAGUGAAGAGUGGCCCUUCAACAGAUACAUUAGGUGCGAGUGACAAGGAGGACUGAUAGAAUGGCUCCAAACCCUCCAGCCUUCCAACGCUGGACACAGCCGUCCUCUCCUGCAUGCAAACCCACAGUUAUCUGUCCACCUGCUGGGCAUCCAGAACCCCCCUCACCUCCGACUCCACCCAGCACGCUACCGAACGUCUUUAUGCCAAGACUAACUCCCAACACAAGAGCAGCACUGCAUAUAUUAAUCAUCGAGAGCAAUUAUAGACUUCAGAUUUCCUUCUAGAGUUAUAAUAACCCGCACGAUUGCCUUUGCGCUCGUCUUCACUGGCCUUAUGCCCCCUGUGCCCAGGUACUCCCAAAUACAGUAGAUCAUGUUUGUAAUAAAAAUAUCAUCAUUAUUAUUAUUACUGUAUUUAUUGUUAUUGUUACUACUAUUGAUUAUAUAUGAUUAUUACUUCCGUCAGGAUUCUAAGUAUUGCUGUUGUUCUUGAGAUUGUAUAUUUGAUGGUAAAAUUAUUGAUGUUUUGUUUUGUUUUAAAACACUUUUUUUUUAAAAGCAUGGAUUUUAAGUAUUUUUUUGGUGUUCAAAUAAUCUGAAGUCAAUAUAGAAGCAGCAGCAC